Molecule: messenger RNA, 982 nt
Organism: Hyalella azteca
Lineage: Eukaryota; Metazoa; Arthropoda; Malacostraca; Amphipoda; Hyalellidae
Product: zinc metalloproteinase nas-8
Exons: 6
Coding region: 39-761 (240 amino acids)
Biological process (GO): proteolysis
Molecular function (GO): zinc ion binding; metalloendopeptidase activity
Source: RefSeq, a predicted model, not a curated record
AUCGGUUUUAAUCACUGUUGCGUCGAAGUUCAACAAUAAUGAAGCUCCUAAUAGUCUUGGCUUGUCUGUUGGCUGCGGCUUUCGCCACUCCUCUGGCGGUCCGUAAGGACAACCCAGACGAAAGGUACUUCGACAUCAAAGGCCCCACGCGCCCCAUGACCAAGAACGGCCUCAUCGAUGAAAGCUACCGCUGGCCCAACGGCCGCGUGCCUUUCGUAAUCGCCGCUUCCGUCUCCGCUGCCCAAGAAGUUGCCAUCCGCAAGGCCAUGAGCGACUACAAUACUCUCACCAACGGCUGCAUUCAGUUCGUAGACAGGAACGGAGAGGCCGAUUAUGUCCGCAUCGUCUAUCAGGAAGAGGGCUGCUGGAGCUACGUCGGUCGCUUGGGAGGAAUGCAAGAAAUCAACUACCCAACCUGGUGCACUGACUCCUAUGGUUCUACCAUGCACGAAAUGCUCCACACUCUUGGCUUCUACCACGAACAGUCCGCCUCGAACAGAGACGACUACGUUACCAUCCAAUGGGACAACAUUCAGGCUGGAGCUGAGCACAACUUCGACAAGUACCCAGACACGGUGAUCACAGAUUUUGGUUACGGCUACGACUAUGAGAGCGUCAUGCACUACAGCCAAUUCGCUUUCUCAUCCAAUGGACUUAGGACCAUCAUCACCACGGAUCCCGCCUACCAGAGCGUGAUUGGUCAGCGCGAUGGUCUCAGUACGAUCGAUCUUAACAAGUUGAAGGCUAUGUACAACUGCUAGAGUCAUGCACCUACUACUGCCUAGUCAAGUUAUGCUAACAUUAUUGCAAUCGUGGACAAAACUAAUACUCAAUCCUCACAAAAAAUCCCAUACAUUCAUAAAUCUCGAAUUAUCAUGAUUCUAAAUUUGUCACAGUUAUUGUGAAGAAAUUGUUCUGCCGAUAUCAACCCAACAUAAUUCGAUAAUAACUGAUUACGAGUGCAAAUAAAGUCUCAAUGAUU